AUGAAUGCACAACAGAAAUACUUAUAUGUCGAGAAGUACAGUUAACAGAGGAAACUUGAGGACGUCCAGGUGUCGAGGCGCUACCUUCUUUAUGCCCUUCAGGAGUAGUAAAAAUUGUAUAGGUUACAGUUACUUCCCUAAUCGGCAUUUAGUCAACGAACGUAGAUGGUAAAUUCAAAGCGUUAUGAUAAAUUUACAUCGGCACGUUGUGAAAACUUUGUCGAAACGCUGUUGGGCAAUUCGACAGAGAAGUGACUCGAGCGGAGUAUACCCGACUGCCGGGAUAAUCGUUAUCGGAGACGAGAUACUGAAAGCUCAGGUGAAAGACAACAAUUGCUUCUACGCCUGCAAACUACUAUGGAAUAAUGGAGUUAAAGUUCAGAAGGUUUCCAUCGUGCGAGAUAAUCUUAUGGAUAUUUCAAGAGAGGUACAGAAGUUUACGAGGAAAUACAAUUACGUUUUCACGUCUGGUGGGAUAGGACCGACUCACGACGAUGUCACGUAUGAAGCUAUAGCGUUAGCUUUUAGUGACAAGCUUCAUUAUCACCCAACGCUGAUGGAUAUCAUAAAGAAUUACUUCGAUGUUAAAACUCCUAAUUCUCCUGCUUUCAAAAUGGCAUAUAUACCAAGUAAAUCUGUACUCAAAUUUGGCAUAAAUCAAGACACAGGACAAACCCUUCCUUAUCCAUGCGUCGCAAUGCAAAAUGUUCACAUUUUCCCUGGAUCGCCAACAUUCUUCGAGCUCUCGUUUCGAGCUCUGUGCAAAGAACUUUUCGCCGAUAACAAAAGUUUUGCAGCAACAGAAAUUUACGUAAAUGCGAGGGAGGAAGCGUUCGCGGAUAUAUUAAGCUACGUCGCGCGAGAAUGUCCAAACGUUAGCUUAGGCUCGUAUCCGGAACGUCAUAGGUAUUACAAGGCGCGCGUAACCAUUGAGAGCGAGAACGAGAAGAAUAUCGAGUUGGCGAAAAAAUUGUUUUGCGAUCGCAUCCCGAGUAACACUAUAGUGCCCUACGAUCGUACGCCGCACGUCGCCUGUAUCGCCAAGUACGAGUCGUUCAUUGAAAACUCCGAGCGUCGGUCGGUUUAUGAGGGUUGCUUCAAGAAAUUCGUAGAUUACUAUCAGAAGCCCGAACAAGUAUGCAUAUAUUUGGACGGCAGCCAGGAAUCUGUCGCUCUCGUACACCUCGCACGUGUCGUCGAUGAUAAACUGCGACUGAAUUCGAGAAGCAAAUUGCACGCGGUUUGCUUGGACGUUCUCACAUUGGGAUUGAAUCAUUUUCUCCGUGAACUCUGUCAGAGAUACAACGUCGAGUUGUCCGUUGUGGAAGACCACGGGGACGUCGGUUUGACGAUAAAAAAUUUCGUCGCAACGAGACCAGAAUGUCGAGUGCUCUUGCUUGGGAAACGGUCGGAUGGCAACGAGAGAGAAGUUUAUAAUAAUUUUUCACGAUUAAACGACGCGAAUUUGCCCUUGCAAGUAUAUUUCCCUCUGGCCGAUUGGACGAACGAGGAUUUCUCGCAUUUCUGCCAGUCUCUUUGUAUACCUUACCAUACGAUAAAGCCUUAAUCGAUAAGGGCUGAUUCAUGAUUUUUUUUAUUCUUCUUCGACUGCGUACAGUCGUGAGAUUUCAUAUGAAACUUGAGAAAUAGAAAGAUCGUUUAGAACUGCGAAUCGGAUACCUAAGUUCGUGUAUGUCUAUAACAGAUUGUCAUACAUUUGUUGAAACGAAUAAAAAACCGUCUUCACUGUU
This is a messenger RNA of Ceratina calcarata, 1751 nucleotides long. Its product is annotated as FAD synthase. Bases 185 to 1567 code for a protein of 460 amino acids. The record is from RefSeq and is a predicted model, not a curated record. The transcript has 9 exons. Lineage: Eukaryota; Metazoa; Arthropoda; Insecta; Hymenoptera; Apidae.